CAUUUUUUACUAAAUAUUACUCUCUUUUUGCUACAUGAUUUAAAACUUAAAAACAUAACAGAUAUAUACUGCAUGCGCUGCUACACAAAAUAUUCGUGACUGGCAUGAUAGUUUUUUGUUCAAAAUUUUGCUCUGUUAAAUAAAUUGCCCUUCAAAUUUAACUGUCUGAAACUGACAUUUGGUCAAAUUUGUCCAUGAUGGGGGGCAAAGGCAAAAAAGAUGGGAAGAAGAAUUCAGAUGGGAAGAAAAAAGCAGGAAAAGGUAAGAAGGGUGCUAAAGGGGGAAAGAAAGGCAAGAAAGGGAAGGGGAAGAAGGGGAUGAAGGGGGCACUUGCUGUCAACUGGCGGGUGAAGGCUAUGUACGGAUCAGACAGAGACUUCGACCAGAUGACGAACGAGUUGAAAGACCUGGUCAUGACCUACAGACAGAGUAGUCCCAUGACGGCCAUGAAACAGGGAGUGGCAGCUGCAAUCAAGAGGGAGUUCACGGAUCACUUCGAAAAGGUAGAUGUUGUACUGGUUGGCUCCUCGUCCUCCCAACUGGCCUUCGACUGGACAGAUGUGGACCUCACAAUCCUCACACACAACCAGACAUCCCUGGAAGCCAAAGAUCUCACUUUAGCCGCACAAGUACUCGCUAAUCAAGGUUGCAUAUCGCAGAUAAUGGCGGAAGAGACAGACAUCAGCGAGGAGCAUGUGACCAUAGGGUUCCACUACAGGACAUACCUGUGUGGCUUCCGGGUGCACCUGUCAAUCAAUGACGUGUCUUCAGUGUUCCAUUCACACCUUAUUCACUGCUACCACCAAAUUGAUAAUCGACUGCUGUUCAUUUUGCUGCCAAUCAAGCAAUGGGCAUACAACGAGGGCCUUCUGGAUCCCCAGGAGGGUAAACUGUCCGGGUACCUCAUCACUCUCAUGACUAUCUUCUACCUUCAGGCCGGACACAUCACACCAGUUCUCCCGAGUCUACAAAAAUCGGCGGCCAAAUUGUUCCAGAAAGACUUGAAAAACAUCAAGACGUGGAAAGAACUUCAGACCCAUAAGCGGCUAAAGGUGAAGAGUCAGAACGACAGUGGCAUUGGGAAGUUGCUGGUUGGGUUCUUCGUCUACUAUCAGCCGUUCGACUUCCAGGCGCUCGAGAUUGACGUGGUAACGGGGCAAGUGCGUCCCAGAGUGCUCCAGGACGCCAACUACAAACACAUCCGAAUCGCAAUCAGAGACCCGUUUGAAGACAGAAUAGCCAGUGCAUUUGUGACCCAACUCUCUUUUGUGGAUCACUUCAAAAACAAAUUAGCACAGAUGGAAGAUAAAUUGACAGAUCCAGAUCGCAAGGAAGAUUUGGAAGAAGUGCUGCAGUUUGCGGGCAACACCAGAAGAGAAGAGGUCAGGGGUCAAUUCCAACCUUCUGUGCCAAACACCAACGCCAUGUUCUCCCCAAGAGCCAAACGAACUGUACGAGCUAAGAAAAAAUGAUAAAAAAAAGAAUUGAACUGAUUUCACUAGUUUAG
Molecule: messenger RNA, 1507 nt
Organism: Symsagittifera roscoffensis
Lineage: Eukaryota; Metazoa; Xenacoelomorpha; Acoela; Convolutidae
Product: poly(A) RNA polymerase gld-2 homolog B-like
Exons: 11
Coding region: 195-1472 (425 amino acids)
Biological process (GO): RNA 3'-end processing
Molecular function (GO): nucleotidyltransferase activity
Source: RefSeq, a predicted model, not a curated record